AUGGCUUCUGAUACCGAAGGUGGUCAGCGACCAAUGCUGGCUUCUCAGCGCAAAGACACUCCCUCUGAAGCCACCCGGACCGCCGGCAAGACUGGCUACUUUCCCCUAGGAUACAAGGAGGGCUUCAGUCAAUGGGUACACAAACUCACGCACCGCUUCUUGUUCUCAUCACUAACUCGUAUCAGNUGGGCUGGUCUCUCUCCAGCCGUUACCGAACACCGCGUCCUCUCUUUCAUCCCGUAUCUCCAAAAGCCUCCGACCCACACCCAGACUGGUUCAGCCCCUGCCUCGACGAAUGUCUCAACACAGGACGUUACGAAGAUCGCAGCCCGACAGGCUGACCCAGUAACUACAUCGACUCUCAACGAUCCCUAUGGCCCUCGUAGAUGGAACUCGGACUUGGUAGAAUUGGCAGGGAAGAGUCGCUUCUUGAAUGAAUUCUCGGUCGAGAGGAUUGGUGAGCAAGUUGACAACAACCUUGUCAUGAUCCACGGCUACGGUGCCGGUCUCGGAUUCUUCUAUCGAAACUUUGAGAGUUUGUCUAGAUUGCCAGGCUGGAAACUAUACGCUCUGGAUAUGCUCGGUAUGGGCCGUUCAUCGCGCCCGCCGUUCAAGAUUCAUGCCAAAGAUCGUCAGGGAAAGAUUGAAGAAGCUGAGAGCUGGUUUGUUGACGCCCUAGAGGAAUGGCGUGUUAAGAAAGGCAUUGAUCGUUUCACUUUGCUCGGUCACAGCAUGGGUGGCUACAUGGCCGUUGCAUAUGCUCUCAAGUAUCCUGGUCACCUCAACAAGCUAAUUCUGGCUUCGCCUGUGGGUAUUCCGGAAGACCCUUACGCUGUCAAUGCCGAUAUGCCCGAACCUGAAGACUCAACCAUGGUGAAUGAGUUUACUCAAGAUCAGGCGAACUCUGCCAAUGGUACAAAUCCCGAUAUUCCGGCAUCAGCAAAGACUGGAGACAACAACAACUUUAUGAACGCAAAGGCGAAGAGAGAUGCUGCCAACAACAGUGGUAAGCCGCCUAAGAAGCCAUUGCCGAAGUGGCUUACAACCCUCUGGGACGCAAACAUCUCGCCCUUCUCCUUUGUUCGCUGGUCCGGUCCUCUGGGUCCUCGUUUGGUAUCAGGCUGGACGAGUCGUCGCUUCAGCCAUCUCCCAGCCGAAGAGUCCCAAGCCUUACACGACUACAGUUACUCCCUGUUCCGUCAACGAGGAUCAGGCGAAUACGCCCUGGCAUACAUUCUCGCUCCUGGCGCCUUUGCUCGUAGUCCUUUGAUCCGCCGCAUUCAAGGCGUGGGCCGUCAGUGGAUCUCAGAACCUCACUCCUCACCAACUCCUGACAACGCUUCCUCUACUCCUACUGGUCUGUCAAAGGUUCGUGAGACGGGCAUUCCGGUCGUUCUCAUGUACGGAGAAAACGAUUGGAUGGACAAAGAUGGCGGUCGCGCUGCAGCAGAAAAGAUGCAGGCCGAGAAGCAAAAGGCUCUCUCCACCGCCACCGAAGAGGAGAAGAAGAAAGAGAACGGCGAUGCCAAGGUCGUGAUCAUCCGUAAGGCUGGUCAUCACGUCUACUUGGAUGGAGCAGAUCACUUCAACAGUGUCAUGGAUGAGGAAAUGAGAGAUGUGGAGGUCAGAGAGAAGAGGUUGGGGUUCAUGAAAUAA
This is a messenger RNA of Aureobasidium musti, 1656 nucleotides long. The record is from the annotation of a GenBank genome assembly. Lineage: Eukaryota; Fungi; Ascomycota; Dothideomycetes; Dothideales; Saccotheciaceae.